AAAAGUAUUCUAAGCGGUGGUGACGCCACACCUUCUGCCACAACUGAGUGAAUGACAUCCAUGUGGUUAGCACGGAAAAUCCAAAAUGAAUCAAUAAUAGAAAUACUGCUUUGGUUAAUUCCUCCUUUCAGUUCAUGUUAGGUUACAGUGAGGUGAGAUGAUGAAGUUCUUGUCAUGUUCUUGUUCAUUCUGAGAUGUUGGUGAUUAAUGCAUGCAAGGACAAGCCCUGAUGGGAAAAAAAGGCAGGAAGUAUAACCGUUUAUAGUCAGAUGAGGUAACAUGCCAGAAAAAAGUAUUUAAGAGGUCAUGGUCACUUACUCACUAACAGCAAAUUCUGACAUUAUAGCACCUCAGAGGAGGGAAAGAAGGCAGUCUUAUAACUGAGAUGGAUCUGCAUGAGGGAAAAUGGAAAUUAUUUGCUGUCAGUGUGCUGCUGCUCACACUGUACCCAAGCCAUUCUGCUGCAGUCAGCAUGAAGGAGCAUCUGGCUGAUUGUCUGGAGGACAAAGACUACAAUGUGCUGCUGCAGACUGUGCAGACCGGCCUCCCACACAUAAAUACAUCUCACCAUGUUGUUAUUGUUGGAGCUGGUGUGGCUGGACUGACGGCUGCCAAGUUACUGCAAGAUGCAGGUCACAAGGUAACCAUAUUAGAGGCUAGUGGCCGUGUUGGAGGACGGGUGGAGACCUACAGGAAUGAAAAAGAAGGCUGGUAUGCUGAACUGGGAGCCAUGAGGAUCCCAAGUUAUCACCGCAUUGUCCGCUGGUUUGCUGAUGAACUGGGAGUCAAGCUGAAUGAAUUCAUCAUGGAUGACCCCAACACCUUUUAUCUGGUUAAUGGUUUGCGGAAGAGGACGUACACAGUGAAAACAAACCCUGACGUCCUGAAAUACAAGGUGCGGAGAAAUGAGAAAGGGAAGUCAGCUGACGAGCUGCUACAGCAAGCUUUACAGAAGGUGAAAGAUGAAGUGGAGGCUCAUGGCUGCUGGGCUGCGCUGCGAAAAUAUGACCGUUAUUCUGUGAAGGAGUAUCUGAAAGAAGAAGGAGGUCUGAGUUCAGAGGCAGUGAGGAUGAUUGGAGACCUGCUGAACGAACAGAGCCUAAUGUACACAGCGCUGAGUGAGAUGAUCUAUGACCAGACUGACAUCAGUGACAGCGUGAUGUACUAUGAAGUGACCGGUGGGUCAGACCUCCUAACCAAAGCUUUUCUCACUGUCCUUGAUGUCCCCAUCCUUCUCAACUCAAAGGUCAAACGCAUCAGCCAGUCAGAUACGGGUGUAAUUGUAUCGUACCAGAAAGGUCACCAGUCCUCUUUGAAGGACCUUUCUGCUGAUGUCGUUCUUGUUACAACCACGGCCAAAGCAGCCCUUUUCAUGGACUUUGAUCCACCUCUAUCCAUCAGAAAGAUGGAAGCCCUGAGGGCGGUCCACUACGACAGCUCUACUAAAAUCAUCCUCACCUUCACCGAGAAGUUCUGGGAGAGAGACUGCAUCCAAGGAGGAAAGAGCAUUACAGACGGUCCCUCUCGUUACAUCUAUUACCCCAGCCACAGUUUCCCAACAAAUGACACCAUCGGGGUCCUCCUGGCCUCCUACACCUGGUCGGAUGACUCCCUCCUCUUCCAAGGAGCGAGCGACGAAGACCUGAAAGAGCUGGCUCUGAGAGAUUUGACAAAGAUCCACGGCGAGGAUAUCAGGUCUCUCUGCACAGGGGUGGUGGUAAAGAGGUGGAGUGUGGAUCCUUACAGCUUGGGUGCCUUUGCUCUCUUCACACCCUACCAACAUUUAGAGUACGCUAAGGAGCUCUUCAGAAGUGAAGGCAGGGUGCACUUUGCUGGUGAACACACAGCCUUCCCUCACGCUUGGAUUGAGACAUCUAUGAAAUCUGCAAUCAGGGCUGCUACCAACAUUAACAAAGUGGUGCUCAAAGACUCGGCUAAGUGUCCAGCACGAGAUGAACUCUAGAGUCUGAAGAACUGAGUCCAAGCAACUGAGUGUUAUAGUGUUAAUACCAAAUUGUGUAGUAUAUCUAUCUAAUCACACAGAAUGUAUAAUAUAUUGAAAUGCCACUUUCUUAAAAUAUUAAUUAGUACUUGUUUCAUAAUGACUUAAGUGUACACAAAGAAAAAUAAAAGUAUUUCAUGAAGAAGAUUUAAAGAAAAUCUCCAAAACAACUUUCUUCCAAUAUACUGUCCAUUCACAAUACAUGUUUUUCUCUCCGUCCAUCCAUUCCUUUUAUCUGUUUCAACCUCUCUUAGCUUAAUAUUUAAACCACGUAUUCCUUACUUUUAACUAGCUAUCUCAGCUCCUUUACUAGCACUCCCAAUGUAAACAUGUAGAUUUAAGGUGUUAUAACAGGCUGGAAGGAGUGUGUACAGUGCAUUGCUCCUUAAGAAGGUACAAGUACUGUACAAGACUAGCGUUGGGUUGGAUAUGAUGACAUAUAC
Micropterus salmoides (largemouth bass) is the source of this 2445-nucleotide messenger RNA. Its product is annotated as L-amino-acid oxidase-like. The coding region runs from base 386 to 1963 and encodes 525 amino acids. Gene Ontology annotation, biological process: amino acid catabolic process. Gene Ontology annotation, molecular function: polyamine oxidase activity; L-amino-acid oxidase activity. Lineage: Eukaryota; Metazoa; Chordata; Actinopteri; Centrarchiformes; Centrarchidae. The transcript is spliced from 8 exons. The record is from RefSeq and is a predicted model, not a curated record.